AUGACGCUUAACCAGGCUAAGCUAGCGGCGGACCGGCCCGUAGCAGCUGAGCGUAGCCGCUCCCCUGCAGCUCCCGAGCAGCCGGCCAGGCAGGGCAGCUGGGUGACGGUUCGGAGGAAGACUAGUCUUAAAGGGCUCACGGAACACCACCACCCGCUUCAUGUGUCUAACAGAUUUUCCCCACUUAGCGACACAUCUGUUGAGAAACCGACCCUGGUGAUUGGAGACUCCAUAGUCAGACAUGUGAAGCCGACUCCAGAGACCUUAGUUAGGUGCAUCCCGGGGGCCAGAGCGGGCGACAUAGAAGCAAAUUUGAAGCUACUGGCAAAGGGUAAUCGUAAAUAUGGUAAAGUUAUCAUCAAUGUCGGAGCUAAUGACUCCCGUCUUCGCCAGUCGGAAGUAACCAGAAUGAAUAUUGUCUCGGUGUGUAACUACGCCAAAAGUAUGUCGGACUCCGUAGGUUUUUCUGGUCCCCUCCCCAAUCUGACCAGCGAUGACAUGUUUAGUCGCAUGCUCUCGCUCCGCCGCUGGUUGUCUCAGUGGUGUUCAGAAAACGACGUGGACUUUAUUGACAACUGGGAGACAUUCUGGGGAAAGCCCGGUCUGAUUAGAAGGGACGGCAUUCAUCCCACCCGGGAUGGUGCAGCUCUUAUGUCUAGAAAUCUGGCCAAUGUUAUUAGACACUCCCCCUGACAAUGCAGGGUCCAGGCCAGGAUGCAGAGCUGUAGUUUAACAGGGCUGGAGGCGAGGCUUAGUCAG
Molecule: messenger RNA, 759 nt
Organism: Cololabis saira (Pacific saury)
Lineage: Eukaryota; Metazoa; Chordata; Actinopteri; Beloniformes; Belonidae
Exons: 2
Coding region: 1-693 (230 amino acids)
Source: RefSeq, a predicted model, not a curated record